AUGGCAGCGGCGGAUCUAUUGACCAUUAUCACUCAGGUCAUACUGCGACGGAUCAAUAUUUACUAUUUCCCCUGGAAUGUCCUGCGCAUGACUCCUGUCUGCAAAGUCCUCUACGUCCUCAGGCACGCAGCCAGGGGCUGCUCCGUCUGGUUCACCGUCACUUUCACCUUUGAUCGAUACGUGGCUAUUUGUUGCCAGAAGCUAAAAGAUAAAUAUUGCACCGGGAAAACUGCUACGGUGGUGCUGACAGUAACUGGCGCUCUGGUCUGUUUCAAAAACAGUCCCAAGUAUUUUAUUCUACAACCCUGGGCUGUCAUCGAUGGCAUUUCAUGGUUGUGUUUUCUCAAGUCAGUUUACUUCACUGAACCGGGGUGGGUGGGAUUUGACUGGUUUGAUGCAAUUUCAACCCCGUUGCUUCCAUUUGGUUUAAUCUUACUGUUUAAUAUUCUGACGGUCAAUCAUAUAUUGGUAGCCAGUCGCGUACGCAGAUCACUAAGAGGUCAAAACAAAGGUGAGAAGACCAGUGACCCUGAGAUGGAGAGCCGUAGGAAGUCUAUAAUUUUACUCUUCACACUCUCCGCCAGCUUCAUCCUCCUGUGGCUGCUCUACGUUAUAGACUCCUUCUUCUAUUCCAUUGCCGGGAUAUCUACCAGCGAUUACAACAAUGCUCAGUACAUCCUUCGUCACGUCGGUGAAAUGUUUCUGCACUUAAAUUGCUGCACAAACACGUUUAUCUAUGCCGUGACUCAGUCCAAGUUCAGAGAGCAGAUUAAGGGCAUGGUCAAAUAUCCUGUAACUUCAUUUAUUCGAUUGAUUAAUUAA
Molecule: messenger RNA, 822 nt
Organism: Hypanus sabinus (Atlantic stingray)
Lineage: Eukaryota; Metazoa; Chordata; Chondrichthyes; Myliobatiformes; Dasyatidae
Product: probable G-protein coupled receptor 139
Exons: 1
Coding region: 1-822 (273 amino acids)
Biological process (GO): G protein-coupled receptor signaling pathway
Cellular component (GO): membrane
Molecular function (GO): G protein-coupled receptor activity
Source: RefSeq, a predicted model, not a curated record